UUCUUGUUUUCCCUCGUAAAUGCUCCAGUUUAAGAGUCAAACUAUGAUGCCAUUUUGUCAUGCACCAGCCAGGAACCCAUCAGGGAUCCACAGUUAUUGUCUUCUAUUACUCUUUGCUAUAGCUCCCAUUCUGGGUGGAGAAGUCCCUGAUGCGGUGAAAGUUGGGGAUACUGCGAUUAUCCCUUGUAACGAGACAUGUAAUGGCAAUCUUUUAUGGGAAUUUAAAACAAAAAAUGAAAAGUUGGAUGUCUUGCAAUGUGUGCGAGGGACUUGCACAGAAGGAGAUCGCUUUAUGAACAGAGUAAGCAUCUCUGAAAAGUUCAAGGCUGGAAACCCGUCUCUAAAACUGUAUCAUGUUCUGUUCAAUGAUGAAGGCUGGUACAUGGUCUUGUGUGAUUCAAAGUUUCUUUGUAGAUUUCACUUGGAAGUGUUUGUCCCCACUACUGUGAAUGCCACAUUUGGAAGCAACAUCACACUACCCUGCUACGCACGUACAGAGAAACGGAUCACUGAUGAUGCUGUGAACGUCUUUUGGAAAAAAGAUGACCAAACUGUGUUACAAGUUCAAAAAGGAAUUACAAAUCAUGGUUUAAGUUUUUCAGGCAGGGCAACAGUUUCACUAGAUCAUUAUAAGGACGGAGAUCUAUCGCUUACCAUAUUCUGGGUCACCACGGCAGAUAAGGGAUUAUAUCGGUGUUAUCACAAUACAGAAGAGGAACAUGGGCAUCCUGGUGCUGUCACUCUUAAUGUUAUAGCUCAUCAAAAGUUCUGUGCAAAGAAGUUUGGCGACAAUCUCACCCUUGACCUGUUCGGCUCAGACCCCGUGACGGUAACUUUCACUAGUUCAACUGAGACCCGGGUUUGCAGUGUGAGCGGAAACGAUGCUGCGUGUUCACCUGAAUACACUAACAGAGUAUCUGUCGUGAAUUACUCCCUUGUGGUGGGCAUGUUGACAUCUUCUGAUACAGGGACGUUUACUGUGAAAGACAAAAUGGGUGAAGUCAUUAGUAUCAACACCGUCACUGUGGAGGGUGUGACCCAGAGAUAUUACUACGUAGCUCCGUCUGUACUGGCUUUUUUUCUCAGUUGUUGUCUGUUCUAUUGGUGUCAUAGAAAGUCACAAGCAAAUGCAAAUGAGUAUACUGGGGUUACAGAGCCACUCAGAGAGCCUGCAUGCAUCGGAUUGUCACAAGAAGAAACUAGCCCAAAUAUUCCAGAGGAGUCUGACGUUUCUGCACACACACCUGUAGAGGAGACCAUGCCUAUGAGGGUGACCCCUGAGAAGCAGGACAACACUGAAGAGGAGGAAUCUAUAUUACCUCUGGAAUAA
Molecule: messenger RNA, 1330 nt
Organism: Rhinichthys klamathensis goyatoka
Lineage: Eukaryota; Metazoa; Chordata; Actinopteri; Cypriniformes; Leuciscidae
Exons: 5
Coding region: 20-1330 (436 amino acids)
Biological process (GO): positive regulation of T cell proliferation; immune response; T cell costimulation
Cellular component (GO): external side of plasma membrane
Source: RefSeq, a predicted model, not a curated record